GUUCACUUGCGUACGCCGUGGAAUCAACACGCACCCGGAAUCCAGCGCACUAUCAUUAUAUCCGACACUAUCCGAUCUGAUCCAAUCCGAUCAAAUUAAAGCCAACGAAAGCGAAAUCUCAAUUGAGUGCCAUGGAGUUCAACAAUCGCCUGUUGCUGAAAAUCAUUGAGCUGGCCAUCGCCAUUGCCUGCAUUGUUUUGUACGAGACGGUUGGCAAUAUGUCCUCCCAUCCGGUGAUUGUGGCCGGAACCAUUGGAGGUUAUACGGUUAUCUGUGGCGUUUUGCUGAUCGGUCACGUGAUCAACUCCCUGGUGGAGAAGCGACUGAAUGCCCUGUUCUCGCUGGCCGGCUGUCUGCUGUUCGUGGCCUCCGGAGCUUUGGUGAUCGACGAGUGGCACGGCGGCAUCCUGAAUACCGACAGGAAGCGCCAGGCCAUCGGUGCCGGCUCCCUGAUGAUCAUCAAUGCGGCCGUCUUCCUUCUGGACACCCUCUGCAUCUGCCGGACGUAAAGAUCGUUCCUGAAUGAUAUGAUAUAUGUAUCUACAUUAUUUUUUUUUGACAAAUCGAAUAACUCGUGUUGAGAAACAAACAAGAAUCUAUUGUAUAUGUAAAUGUUUUUUUUUUUUUGUAUUCUCGUUGUCUUACGUGUCUUAAGCUAAUCUCAGAUAAACGCACGCAGAUUAUUUACAGGAAUCCAUUAAAUAUAUAUAUAAUAUGCACACACAUA
Molecule: messenger RNA, 727 nt
Organism: Drosophila takahashii
Lineage: Eukaryota; Metazoa; Arthropoda; Insecta; Diptera; Drosophilidae
Product: protein snakeskin
Biological process (GO): septate junction assembly
Cellular component (GO): plasma membrane
Source: RefSeq, a predicted model, not a curated record